Oncorhynchus keta (chum salmon) is the source of this 2891-nucleotide messenger RNA. Its product is annotated as nestin-like. The transcript has 4 exons. The record is from RefSeq and is a predicted model, not a curated record. NCBI's taxonomy places the organism in Eukaryota, Metazoa, Chordata, Actinopteri, Salmoniformes, Salmonidae. The coding region runs from base 216 to 2885 and encodes 889 amino acids. Gene Ontology annotation, biological process: positive regulation of intermediate filament depolymerization. Gene Ontology annotation, molecular function: intermediate filament binding; CCR5 chemokine receptor binding. Gene Ontology annotation, cellular component: intermediate filament.
GUGUCUCACCAGCGGUCACACUCCAGUAGGCAAGCAGCCUCACAGCACAUUCUGACCAUCACACACAGGCUUGGAGAGAGAGGGAGAGAGCGAGAGAGACCGAAUCAGCACCUCACACACAUUGCCAGAACCUGCUCGCUCCAGGGUGAGGAAUUCUUUACUUAAAGAAAUUUGAAUUACUCAACCAGCAUUACUAUCUAUCCUCUCUCUCUGACAUGGAGCUCCACCGCCUCCGACACCACCACAGCCACCGGACUGACGACAAGCUCCAGAUGCUGAACCUCAACCAACGCCUGGAGACCUACCUGGGCCGAGUGAGGCUGCUGGAGGAGGAGAACAAGCUACUAUGCCAGGAGAUCCAGGCCCUGAGGGGCAGCGGCCAGGGGGGGCGGAUGGGCCUGGAGGACAAGCUGAGCCUGGCCAGGCAAGAGGUAGAGGAAGUCUGGAGGGAGAAGGAUCGGGUGGAGCUGGAGCUAGGGAGCCUGGGUGAAGAGCUCCACGUCCUGGGGCUGCAGAGACAGUGGGAGGCGGACGCCCAUGGGGAGGUGAAGAAGAAGCUGGCAGACAGCAGGAAGCAGAUGGAGGAGGAGAGGAGGGCUCAGAUCUGGUUAGGAGAGAAGGUGAGCCAGCUAGAGAAACAAAUCCAGUUCCAGAUAAAAACCCACCAGGAAGAUGUGGCCGGCUUCCAGGCUACACUAAUCCAUGUCAGACCUGCACUGCCACCCCCUCCACCCCAAACGGGCACCCAGCUGCCCAGCCUCCAGGAGCUGGGUGAGGAGUACUCCCAGAUGGCUGUCAGGGCGUGGCAUGAGGCGGCCAUGGUGUUUCAGGGCCAGGUGGACAGCCUGGACGAGUCUCUAAACCAGGCCAGAAACCGGUUGGCCCAGGUGGGCCAGGAGAAGAAUGAGAGCCAACUGAAACUUCAUGCCCUGGAGAAUGAGCUGCAAUCAGCCCAGGAUAGAAGGCAGUGUCUGGAGAGGAGUGUGGCCAAACAGAGAGACAUGCAGAGGCAAGAGAUACAAAACCUGCAGGCCCAUCUGGACGUGUUGGAGAUGGAGAAGGGGGCGCUGGGAAAUCAGAUUGACACUCUCCUGACAGAAAGUAGGGGUCUGCUGCAGCUGAAGACGUCUCUGGGCAUGGAGGUGGCCACAUACAGAGCUUUACUGGACAAUGAAAGUCUGAAGGGGGAUUUCUCUUCAACAAAUCAGCUAAGGAGUACCUACAUCUCUGAUGGAGUGCCCAGCUCCCGAGGGGUUAAGCAAAGCUUCCAGACACAGCUGGCUACCAGUCACAUGAUCAGGCCCAUCUCUACCAUCCAUAGAGCAAGCCCACGAUCCAAUGUGACAAUGAUGUCCGCAUCACCAAUCUGGACUCAAAAUCGGGUAACCCUGAAUGAAACACCUGAGAGUUGUCGAAAGACAGGAGACUUUGGCGUAGGGUCCAACCACCAGGUAAGUUGUUCAACGCCUUCCCCCAAAGUACCACAGGACGGAAUUUCAGUCCACCCCUUCAGUCCCCAAGAUGUCCAUAAAGAAGUCAACUAUGCUGAGCCUCUCUCACCUCCCACUGAAGAGGCAGGAGCUGAUGUUGUAUCUUGGCUUGGAUCUGACCACAAGGAACAAUCCAUGUGGGAUUUGGAAAAGGAGGAAGAGGAUCAGAACAUAGUCAGAACCUGGUUUGCUGAAGAGAAACCCGUUCUGGAAUCUGCCAUGAGUCACCGGGUCGAGACCAGCUUCAGUAUGCCAACUGUGUUCAGCACUGAUGCUCAAGAGCUCUACAGCCCUUCAGUGAGCUAUGAGAGAGCAGGUUCGGUGACAGGGGCACAUUCUGCUUUCUCAGCGAAUGAUGAUAAUGAUGUACCUUUUGAAAUGUCUUUUGAAAAAGAGGAACCUCUACUAGAUCUGCCUUAUGGUCCCAUGAAUGCAUCGGAGGAAAGAGAUCUUGAAACAGCAAAGAAAGAUGCUGAAUGGGCGGGAAACGAAGGCUUGGAAUCUGAAACUGCAUCAGUGCUAGAACAAGCAUUUGAGACCUUCACAAGCAGUCAAGCUUUUGAGUAUGGGGCGGGGAAAAGUUACAACAAGCCAAUAGAGUUCAACCAAGAGGACAAUAUGUCAUAUGAAUCCACUCAAGCCUCCCACGGUUCAGAAGAGGCAUUUCGCCAUAUUAAAAUACUGGAGGAAGAUGUUAUUCAUCUCCCAAAAGAGGAUGAAAAUGAUAUGUCUAACAAACAUGAGGAGCAAUUGGAAGAUGAAUUGCACCCCUAUGGGUAUGGUAAGGAGGAUCGUGAAAGAUUGGGAGGAUUCAUUAAGGAAAAUGAUAUGACAGAAAGAAUCGAUAAGUUCAACCAAGAGGAGAUGAUCUCAUAUGAAUCUGCUCAAGCUUCUCACUGGUCAGAAGAGGUAUUUCACCAUGUUGAAAGAGUGGAGGAAGGUGACAUAAAUUUCACAAAAGUGGAUGAUGAAAAUGAUAUGUCUAACAAACGUGAGGAACAACAUGCACUGAACCCCAAUGGGGAGGUAAAGGAUGAAUGGGAUAGAGUGGGAGGGUACAAUGAAGAGAAUGGAAUUGGAGAAAGAAUGGAUGAUUGGAAAGAAGCAAAGUAUCAUGUGAAAGAGGAAGAGAUGUGGAAUAACAGAGAAACCCAACCCAAUCGGUCUGAUCAAAAGUAUAUACCUUCAAAUGAAGAGAAACAAAAUCAAUUCGAGCAAGAGCAAAUACCUUCAGGCGGAGAGAAACUGAAUCAAUCUGAGCAAAGGUAUAUCAAUUCAAACGGAGAGAAACUGAAUCAAUCUGAGCAAGAGCAUACACCUUCAGGCGGAGAGAAACUGAAUCAAUCUGAGCAAGAGCAUAUACCUUCAGGCGGAACUGAACAUAUCCGACAAUGACAAAGA